Molecule: messenger RNA, 1338 nt
Organism: Penicillium olsonii
Lineage: Eukaryota; Fungi; Ascomycota; Eurotiomycetes; Eurotiales; Aspergillaceae
Source: the annotation of a GenBank genome assembly
AUGGCCAAGGCACGCGUCAAGAAGCGCACUCACCAGAAGCCCCAGAAUGCCUCCGCUGUGAAGGGCACUGCGGCCUCGAUGUCCAAGACUCCCAAGUCCAUGGUCAUUCGUGUAGGCGCUUCUCAAGUUGGUAGCAGCGUUUCCCAAUUAGUGAAAGAUGUUCGCAAGAUGAUGGAGCCGGAUACUGCCGUGCGAUUGAAGGAACGCAAAUCCAACAGACUGCGAGACUAUACUGUCAUGACCGGACCCCUCGGCGUCACUCAUCUGAUGCUGUUCUCCAAGUCCGCAACCGGAAACACAAAUAUGCGACUGGCGGUGACCCCCCGAGGACCGACUCUUCACUUCAAGGUCGAGAACUACUCGCUGUGCAAGGACAUUGAAAGAGCCAUGAAGCGACCAAGAAGUGGUGGACAGGAUCACAAGACCCCGCCUCUACUGGUCAUGAACAACUUCACCACCCCAGACGCAACCGAAGAAUCAAAAGUGCCCAAGCGCCUCGAGACCCUCACGACCACCAUCUUCCAAUCCCUCUUCCCUCCCAUCAACCCUCAAAGCCAGCCUCUGUCCUCCAUUCGCCGUGUCAUGCUGCUCAACCGCGAGCCCACUGAAAAGGACGACGAUUCGUAUAUCUUGACUCUUCGCCACUACGCCAUUGCCACAAAGAAGACCGGUGUGUCGAAGCGCAUCCGCCGCCUGGAUCCCAAAGAGAUCCGUAACCGAGACAAGAAGAAGACGGCAGUUCCCAACCUCGGCAAGCUCGAAGAUGCCGCCGAUUACCUACUCGAUCCCUCUGCCGCAGGCUACACAUCAGCAAGUGAGACUGAGCUCGACACCGAUGCGGAGGUUGAGGUCGCCGAGAGCACCACCCGCCGCGUGCUGAACAAGCGUGAGAUGCAGCGUCAAAAGGCCGCAGAGAAGGGUCAGGACAAGCCCAGUGCAACUCCCGGUGUCGAGAAGCGGGCUGUGAAGCUGGUCGAGCUGGGACCUCGUCUGAAGCUUCGCUUGAUGAAGGUUGAGGACGGAGUGUGUGAUGGCAAGAUCAUGUGGCACGACUUCAUCACGAAAUCCGACAAGGAGGUGCGCAAGCUGGAUCAGAGUUGGGAUGUCAAGCGGAAGGAGAAGGAGCAGCGCAAGAAGCUGCAGAAGGAGAACAUUGAGCGGAAGAAGAAGGAGAAGGCUAGUGCCAAGGCCAAUGGCAAGGAAGUGGCUGAUGAUGAGGAUGUGGACAUGGACGAUGAGGCCGAUUGGCUCAGCGAUGAUGACUUCGAUCAGGGCGAGGGUGAACCAGACAACGACUCCGAAUCCGAAGCUGAUUCGGACGACUCGAUGGAGGAGUAG